AAGCAUUCAUAGUGAUGGAAAUUCCAGAGUGAAAAAAAUUGUUAAAUAUUUAAUGCCGUAUGGAACGGGACACGAAUGGUAAGCUGUCAAUGAUAUAGUGACAAUUACAAAGAAAUUAGGCAAAGAUCCCAAGUAUGCAUCCGGCGGAGAAAACGAUUAUUUUUGGCAAGUGUUUCUUCUGUUGAUUGGUGCGCUUCAUCACUAAUCUUUGUUUUCUUCUCCGACACACCUGCAUCGGCGGCCAGGUUUAGGGCUUUCUUUCGGAUUGAAAUAUCCAUCUCGAUUGUCGCCAAGGUUGCUAAUUCCAUCACGAUCUUUAUCAUAGAUAGAGGGGUCAUCAGUUGAGGUUGUUGGUGCGUUUGAAAGCAUGAAUUUCAGGAACAUGGAAGAGUUCUGGGCGUUUUACAUAAGCCAGCACUCGAAACGAGGGACAAGGCGUUGGCAUUUUGCAGGGACAUUUUGCAGUAUUAUGGUGACGGUAUAUUCAGUGGUGUCCUGUAAUUGGUGGUGUUUGAUGUUGGUGCCCCUGAUUGGGUAUGGCAUGGCUUGGUAUAGCCACUUCUUUAUUGAAGGGAAUGUUCCUGCAACUUUCGGACACCCCAUCUGGUCUCUCUUGUGUGAUUACAAAAUGUUUGGAUUGAUGCUUGCUGGGCGAAUGGAUGCAGAAAUCAAGAGGCUUGCUGUUCUUGCUGGUAAACUCACCAUCAAUCGUAUCAUCUUUUCAUAUCAUGAUGAUGAUGAUGAUGCUUUACUCUAAUUUUGACCCAAUAAAGAAGUUUCAGGUGACACAAAAUCAAGCUAGUUGAAAUGAGAAAAGACAGUGACUGGCCCUUUGAUCUGAUUGCUGUCAAAUAAGCUGCUGCUGGUGGUGGUGGUAGCAUUAGGUUUCUAAAGUGAUUGUAUCAAUGAUUGUGCUUAGAAUAAUCAGAUACUAUCUUUCCAAUCAGUCUUGUGUUGAAGUUGUUAAUGGGAUUAAAGAAUGCAUCACAA
This is a messenger RNA of Andrographis paniculata, 990 nucleotides long. RefSeq lists its product as uncharacterized. The transcript is spliced from 2 exons. Bases 368 to 757 code for a protein of 129 amino acids. The record is from RefSeq and is a predicted model, not a curated record. Lineage: Eukaryota; Viridiplantae; Streptophyta; Magnoliopsida; Lamiales; Acanthaceae.